Fonticula alba is the source of this 2322-nucleotide messenger RNA. RefSeq lists its product as hypothetical. Gene Ontology annotation, molecular function: cysteine-type deubiquitinase activity. The record is from RefSeq and is a predicted model, not a curated record. The coding region runs from base 1 to 2322 and encodes 773 amino acids. Gene Ontology annotation, biological process: protein deubiquitination. Lineage: Eukaryota; Rotosphaerida; Fonticulaceae. The transcript is spliced from 8 exons.
AUGCUCACCACCCAUGCCCAUUCCCUGCCUCUUUCCGUCCCUCCCAUCCACCAGAAACCCUACGACCCAGCAAAGCUUGUCAACUUGCUGAGCAGCAAGUCUUCCCAAUUGGGGGUCGUGGUCUUCGAGCUGGUGGAUCGGCUGGAUCAGCACUCCCGCCCGGUGAUCCCCAACAGCAACUGCUCGAGGACCAUUCUGCUGCAGCAAUCCGGCGUUGUCAGCCAUGUCCACUCGCUGACUGACCUGUUUAGCCACCGGGCAGAUUCCUUUUCCCUGCCGGCCAUCAGCCGACUGAUGGCGCAAUUUGCGGCCCUCGACCCAGCCUCCCUGGAGUCCAAGAAACUCAUCUACCUCAUUGCCACCGCCAGUGGGGAGCUCACGCCAGCCGCGGAGAAAAUCAUCACCCUUCUUCAAGGUCGACCGAUUUUGUUGCUGACCGGUGGCUCUCGUGGCUUCAUGCACUUGACGCAGGGCGGUCCCCCGCCCGUGGCCAUGGCCUCGGCUGGCUCGAACCCCGGCGGGCUUGAGCCCCCGCCCACCUUUCGGACUUCCGUCCUGCAGAAGGGAGCCCCCGCCAGCCGGUCCGGGCCCGGCCAUCCCCCGGAGGAUAUGACGCAUACUCAGCACACGGCCAGUGCCCAUCGGCAGCAUCUGUCCCGGGGUGAGGACGCCCCUCGUGCCUUGGCUGCCGGUGGUGAGAAGCGCCUCCGCAGCACCAUCCUGGCACCGGAACCUGUGCGCUUCUUCCACCAACCGGAAUCCAUGUCGCCCAGCAGGCCGGCCGGUCCCCGGGGCUCGGCCCUCUACCCUUCCUCCUCAGACUUCGCAUCGCGCCCGGCGGCCGCCUCCGUCUCCGGGUCCUCCACCGGGGCCCCGGGUCCAUACUACUCGAGCGCUCGGACCCAGGCCAAUUUGAAUCUCUUCCUCCAGCCGGUGGCCGAUUCUCGGGAGUUGGUCCGCCGGCCGGCUGGGCCACCUCCCGGGGCUCAGCCCACGCCCUCGGUCUCGGCUCCGGCCCUGGCCCCGGCGCCCAUCUCGACCGCGGCCCAGGCUUCGGCCUCCUCCUCGGCGACUGCUCCCCCCAUCACUCCCGGCCGUCUGCGUCGGAGCAACUCCAUGGAUGCGGUCAAGCGCGCGGACCAGAAGAAUUAUGCGCCCACCCCGGUGUAUGCGCCCUCUCGCGGCUCCUACAGCCAGGAUAUCGAUCUGGCCCGGGGCAUGGUUGGCUUGCGGAACAUCGGCAACUCCUGCUACAUGAACAGCGUCAUCCAGUGCCUGUCCGCUUCGCUGAAGAUCUCGCGUCCCUUCUUUGAUAAGCGCUCCUUCGAGCAAUAUCUCAACCCCAGCACCAUCCUCGGGUCCAAGCGCAACAUCGUUACCCGUGCAUUUGCGGUCCUGAUUUCCGAGCUCUGGACUGGCCGCAGCUCCGGGGCCGUUUGCCCGCAGAGCUUCAAGGAUGUCUUCGAUCGGCAUUGCGACCUGUUCGAGGGGCACGAUCAGCAUGACGCCCAGGAGUUUUUGAGCUUCCUGCUUGAUGUGCUGCAUGAGGACAUGAAUCGGCCGGAGGACUUGCGGCUUCCGCGCCUGACCGCCAGUGGCACUUCGGCCCCGGAUGGAACAGCCCCCAGUGCCACCCUGACCCAAUCUUGGGUAAACCACCUUCGUCGGAACUACUCGCCGAUCGUGUCCAACUUUCACGGCCUGCAACAGUCGCAACUGUCGUGCCAUUCAUGCGGCAUGACCUCCACCACAUACACCCCCUUCCAGUCGCUGUCGUUGCCGAUCCCCCCUCCGCGGAGUUCCCGGGAGCCUGUCUCCCUGGACGAUUGCCUGAAUGAGUUUCUUCGGCCGGAGGUUCUUUCGGACACCGAACUUUGGAACUGCCCAAAUUGCAAGCGCCCUCGGCGUGCAUCCAAGAAGCUGGACCUUGUUCAUCAGUUCUCCGCUCCGGGGACACAACCCUCCAUCGAGCAGCCACAGCUGCCCAAGUAUCUGUGCAUCCAGUUGAAUCGCUUUUCCUCGGGAAACUCGAUCUGGCGCCAGAAGCUGUCGCAGCUGGUUGCCUUUGCUGUCAAUGGCUGGGACAUUUCCAAGUAUCUUCCCCCCUCGGCGAACCAGCACCCCCUGGUUUAUGACCUCUAUGCCACGAUCAACCACUACGGCACCUCCAGCUCCGGCCAUUACAUUGCCCAUACACGCCAUCCCUUCACCGGACAAUGGCGCAAGUUUGAUGACUCCCGGACCGGCUGGGUCUCCGAAAGCGAACUCGUGGAUCCGAGCGCCUACAUUCUUUUCUUCCAGCGUCGUGACGAAGAGUCAUGA